This is a messenger RNA of Durusdinium trenchii, 1299 nucleotides long. The record is from the annotation of a GenBank genome assembly. NCBI's taxonomy places the organism in Eukaryota, Dinophyceae, Suessiales, Symbiodiniaceae.
GAUUGGCAAGCAGAGUGUCAGCGUAUUACGUUGCUUGUCCACGUUUGGGAGAAGAUGCAGUCAGCAGUCUGCCGUGAUGGCAAAGCUCUUUUUGAUCGUGAGCUGCUCAAAAAGCUGAAGAACAACAUUCUAGAGGGGGACUACAACGACGAAGCAAACACCAUCUUGUUCUGCAUGGAGCCGAUGUGGUCGCACGAAUGCUGUUCAAUGUGGUCCGAGAACGAGCCCAAGGUAGUGGAAAAGACCAACAAGAGUCAAAUAGCAACUGCUGAUUCGCAAAUCCAGCAGUUGGGGAAUGAAGCUCGCAAGGCCCUUUGGGAAUCGGAUUGCAUGAAGCUAGCACGCGAUAUUGCGAUGCUCAGUCGACUUCACGCAGACACAGUCAAGAGUGAUGCAGCCAAACGGUUGCAAAAGAUUUGCCACCUACGGCAGCAGAAUGUGGUGGGAUCUGGCAUCAUUACCAACUUCAUGGAGCAGAACUGUGCCUUCGUGAGCGGCAAUCAAAAGGAUUUGGAAUCUUCUCUCAACAAGUUCAUUCGAGAGAAUGACGCACGUCCCAUUGUGAUGUGGGUGGACCUGAUGAAGAUUGGACGAGUGGGGCAGCAAGAGUUGAACAACCUAGUGGACCUUUUGGGCGUUGCCCUUCACAGCCGCCCCACGGCUUCUUGUGCGAUCAUCAUCGCACCGUUCUUGAUCAGCGAGAAAGUCAGCAAUGGACUACGAGGAGAGGUCGCGAGUGGCAGCACGAUCCUGCUAUGCAACCUCACUUCCUACGAUUGUUGCUUAGAGCAGGUUGCCUUGACAUGGAAUGGAGAGCAUAGCAAAGAUGUUCGCAUCAAAAGCUUGCUCCCUUCGGAGAGUCGCAGUCGUUGGCUGGAAGACCCCACCUACGGACCGGAGUGGCGAAAGCUUUUGGAUGACUUUGACCAUCACUUUGACCCACAGUUUGCCAAAUCCACGGAAGCUGGGUCCAUAGCCGGCGGGGCCAUCGUCGAGGUCGAUGAUGAGUCCGUGGCACACACAACCGUCGAGCUCACCACCAAUGAGUUUCUAAUUGCUCAUGGCCCUUCGAAGUGGUUGAGUGCUGAGCAGGUUGACAAGUUUCGGCGCCAGAAGCGUGUAGGCCUCGUCGCCAGCGGUGAUGUGCUUUGCCAGUCAGUCCAGGAUGAACCGGAGACUGGCGCCAACCUUAAGACCAUCUAUUGGAAGCACAUCAACGAGGCGAAGGAGCGUAUCCUGCAGGAGAACCCUGAGUUAACGAAGAGGGAGGCUUUGAGAAAAGCCCAAUCUGAGUCCUAG